AGAUUCCUAGUAAUAAAAACGAACUCAUCGCUUUAACAUUACAUUGUCAAUCAUAAUUUUCACACAAUCAUCGAUGAAACCUUUAAAAAUAUUCACAGUUGUUGCCUCAACUUGAUAUUAUUGUCUAGUAUAACCUAAAAUAUUGACAUAUAUACAUUGUACAAUCAGUAGUUUUGAAUAGUAUUAUUAUUUAUUUAAAAUAAUAUUUAACGAUGUCAAUCAAAAAUAAAAUUAGUAAAGAAGAGCUGAGAAAAGCUAUGUUCGAGGCAAAAAAGAAACAUAGUGCGAUAAAGAAAAUAGAAUCACCAUUAGCUAGGUAUAACGAAUUAGAUCAACUCACAUGUGUUCUUUGUAAACUGGUGGUACGUAAUGAAGCAAUAUGGCCAGUUCACUUAAAUUCAAGAUUACAUAAAGAUAAUAUUGCAUUAGCCAAGAAAACAAAACUUGAAUCUACCAUACCCUCGCAAUCUGUAAAUUCCAAUAAAAGAUUAUCCACGUAUGAAAAUCCACAACCACAAAAGAAAAUUAAAGGAAUAUUGAAGAAUGUAUGUCAGCAAUCAUCGACUACAAGUACAAAAUUACCAGCAGACAUUUUUGAGAAUUCUAUGAUUACUGAUAAUAAUGUUGGUGUAGCCGUAACAAAUUUAACGAGUAGUAGUACAGAGGUAGUAAAUAAUGAAGAAGAAAUGGUAAAUAAUGAAAAUAAGGACAAUAAGGAUGCUAGUCAAUCGAUACUUCCGGAGGGAUUCUUUGAUGAUCCAGUAAAAGAUGCAAAGGCUCGUAAUGUUGAAUAUAAAGAUCCAAUCGAAGAAGAGUGGGAAAGAUUUCAAAAAGAAAUUAAAGAAGAAACUGCACAGUCGGCUCAAAUAAUUGGAGAUGAUCAAGAAGAAGCAGCGACGGAAAGGCAACUCGAUGUAAUUGAAGAACAAUUAAGAAACUGGUCUAGGGUCAUGGAUUUAGUUAAACAGAAAGAACUAGUUCAAAUAGCUGAACGAAAACAAGAUAACAAUGAGUCGUCUAGCGACGAAGAGGAUUUCGAUGAAUUUCUCGAUUGGCGAGCGAAAAAAUCGUACCGUGAUUGAUUAUUUUUAUUUGUAAAUACUGU
This is a messenger RNA of Ceratosolen solmsi marchali, 1105 nucleotides long. Its product is annotated as zinc finger protein 830. Gene Ontology annotation, cellular component: nucleus; spliceosomal complex. The transcript is spliced from 3 exons. Gene Ontology annotation, molecular function: nucleic acid binding; zinc ion binding. Bases 213 to 1082 code for a protein of 289 amino acids. Lineage: Eukaryota; Metazoa; Arthropoda; Insecta; Hymenoptera; Agaonidae. The record is from RefSeq and is a predicted model, not a curated record. Gene Ontology annotation, biological process: mitotic DNA replication checkpoint signaling; mitotic DNA damage checkpoint signaling; nuclear DNA replication.